UUUGAUAUGUCCACUUCUGAUAACAUCUCUAACUGUCCAUCUCAGUUGAAGAUUCAAGGGGAAAAGACUGGACGCAAAGGUCAUCUGUCUGUAGUUACUGAGGUCUUUGAGGUGGCCCCGUCACUUUGUAUGGUCGAGCUUCGCAAAGCUGGAGGAGAUACUUUGGAAUUUCAUAAGUUCUACAAGAAUCUCUCCGCUGGACUGAAAGACGUUGUCUGGAAAGCGGAUCCCAUUGAUGAAGAACCUAAUGGGGCGAGAGCAUCUACAUAAUGGAAUCUCGAAUCUGUGAUUGUAUUGUACAUAUGCCUUGUUGUUGGAGAGGUGCGACGAGUUGCUUGUAAUGAACUGUAUGUGAUGGUUUGCCAUUUUUUCAGACAAUCUAACACCUCCUCGCCACAUGGGAGGGGGGACAAACCCCUAUAUUGGCAAAUGGGAUAUAGAACGCAAUAAGCUCUUGGCAUGAUGGUUUGUGAUUGAAUUUGAAAACGAUUGCUUUUUAUUGAUACAAUAAAUUGAUUGGAUAAAACUCAUGAUGUGUAAUUAUUUAAUGUAAAUUUUGUGGACUGAAGAGAGAUGACAAUCAGUCUGAGACAUGGAAAUGAAAGUGUGGUGAUAAUGUUGGAUUGUUGAUUAAAAA
Messenger RNA from Neltuma alba, 637 nucleotides. Its product is annotated as CBL-interacting serine/threonine-protein kinase 9-like. The coding region runs from base 7 to 270 and encodes 87 amino acids. The record is from RefSeq and is a predicted model, not a curated record. Lineage: Eukaryota; Viridiplantae; Streptophyta; Magnoliopsida; Fabales; Fabaceae. The transcript has 4 exons.